This is a messenger RNA of Capsella rubella, 505 nucleotides long. Its product is annotated as 60S ribosomal protein L37-1. The record is from RefSeq and is a predicted model, not a curated record. NCBI's taxonomy places the organism in Eukaryota, Viridiplantae, Streptophyta, Magnoliopsida, Brassicales, Brassicaceae. The coding region runs from base 87 to 374 and encodes 95 amino acids. The transcript is spliced from 4 exons. Gene Ontology annotation, cellular component: cytosolic large ribosomal subunit; ribosome. Gene Ontology annotation, biological process: translation. Gene Ontology annotation, molecular function: RNA binding; structural constituent of ribosome.
GACACAACCCUAAAACAUGGUCGUCUUCUCGGAGCCGCAAAGAUAUCUACAGAACAUAGUUUGAUCAUUUCCCGACAUCUGCGGCAAUGGGUAAGGGAACAGGGAGCUUUGGUAAGAGGAGGAACAAGUCGCACACGCUGUGUGUCAGAUGUGGUCGCCGGAGUUUCCACAUCCAGAAGAGUCGUUGUUCAGCCUGUGCUUAUCCAGCUGCUCGGAAGAGGACAUAUAACUGGAGCAUCAAGGCAAUUAGAAGAAAGACAACAGGAACUGGUAGGAUGAGGUAUCUCCGCAAUGUCCCUCGCAGGUUCAAGACCUGCUUUAGAGAAGGUACCCAAGCCACCCCAAGAAACAAGUCUGCAGCUGCUUCUUCCUAGGCAUUGUUUAGUUUUGUUUUUGCCAUUUGUUUCUUGCUUUGCUUCUGAUGUAGCUUUUUAAAUUCGUUCUUAGAGGAGAAACUACUUGUUUUUUUCGCUCUUGUACUUUAUCGUCUGCUAUUCUAUACCCA